AUGUACCAAGCUGAAAGCAAUAUAGAUUGCAAACAGCCCAUAACCAAACUCAUGGCAGUCAGUGUAAAGCCUUUAAUGCCAUAUCAUCUGUACAGUCAGAUAAUAAAUAAGCUGGAAGAGGGGAGACUGAGUGCCAUUCCAGGGCGGCAUGUUGGCUUCUCAUUGCCCUGGUGCUGCCAGGUCAUCAAGAGUGAUAAUGGGUCAGAGUUCACAGCUGAAGUGAUCAGUGAGCUAAACAUCAUCUGGCCCAAACUUGCCCUCGUUCAUGGAAAGCCUCGACAUCCACAGAGCCAAGGAUCGGUGGUUGCAUGGUUGGGAGACAACAACACCACGGAUUGGAGCAUUGGAAUCAAGUUUGUCCAGAAGAUUUCCAGCUUGCAUGCAGGUAUUCGCAGAUCACCCAAUGCAGCUAUGUUUGGAUGUGAAGCCAAAGUGGGCCUGACAUCGUCCUCACGGCCUGAUGAGGUAAUUCAAAGGAUGCAGUGUGAGGAGGAUCUGUUAGCUGUACUCACCACCGGUCAAAACGGAGAGGAACCAGGUCCUGUUCCCAGAGCUAAAUCAGCUGAAGUUCACUUUGAUACGGAACCCGGCGAACCACUUGAUAAUGCUGCUGUCCCUAUUCCACUGGUUGAUAGGGGUCGAGGUGAUCCUCGGAACAUUCUCGGUGUUGUCUGGGAACGUGACCAAAAUGACAUGUACACCACUGGAGUUAAGGCAGGAGUUCUGAAGGCUAAUAAAGUCUAA
Penaeus indicus is the source of this 744-nucleotide messenger RNA. RefSeq lists its product as uncharacterized. The transcript has 4 exons. Gene Ontology annotation, molecular function: nucleic acid binding. The record is from RefSeq and is a predicted model, not a curated record. NCBI's taxonomy places the organism in Eukaryota, Metazoa, Arthropoda, Malacostraca, Decapoda, Penaeidae. Bases 1 to 744 code for a protein of 247 amino acids.